CGUGGGGAGCCCCCAACACGACAUCGAUAUCGUGUUCCCUUGCUGAUGUAAUGAGUGAACAGCUGGCGAAAGAGUUGCAGGUAGAAGAAGAAAAUGCUGCGUUUCCUGAAGUGGUUGCUGUUGCUGAAGGACCAUUUAUUACGGGAGAAAAUGUCGACACUUCUAGUGACCUAAUGCUAGCUCAGAUGCUGCAGAUGGAAUUUGACAGGGAAUAUGAUGCACAGCUUCGGCGUGAAGAGAAGAAGAUCAAUGGAGAUAGCAAAGUCUCCAUAUCCUUUGAAAAUUAUCGGAAGGUACAUCCCUAUGACAGCGACAGCUCAGAGGAUGAGGUUGAUUGGCAGGAUACUCGUCAUGAUCCUUAUAGAGCAGAUAAACCUACUACUACACCAAGAAAGGGCUUCACAGGAAAAGGAAAAGAUAUUACUACUAAACACGAUGAAGUGGUUUGUGGAAGAAAGAACACUGCUCGCAUGGAAAAUUUUGCACCUGAGUUCCAAGUUGGGGAUGGAAUCGGGAUGGACUUAAAGCUGUCAAAUCAGGUCUUCAAUGCCUUAAAGCAGCACGCGUACUCUGAGGAACGUCGAAGUGCAAGGCUUCAUGAAAAGAAGGAGCACUCCACUGCUGAGAAAGCAGUGGAUCCUAAAACGCGUUUACUUCUGUACAAGAUGGUCAAUGCUGGGAUGCUGGAGACAAUCACAGGCUGCAUCAGCACAGGAAAAGAAUCUGUUGUUUUUCAUGCAUAUGGAGGAAAUGCAACUGAAGAUAAAGUUAUGCUUCCAGAAUGUGCCAUCAAAGUGUUUAAAACAACUCUCAAUGAAUUCAAGAACCGUGACAAAUACAUUAAGGAUGACUACAGAUUUAAAGACCGCUUCAGUAAAUUGAAUCCACGAAAGGUUAUUCGUAUGUGGGCUGAGAAAGAAAUGCAUAACUUAACAAGAAUGCAAGAUGCAGGAAUUCCUUGUCCUCAGGUGGUUAUCCUUAAGAAGCACGUCUUGGUUAUGUCUUUCAUUGGCCAGGAUCAAGUCCCAGCUCCUAAACUAAAGGAUGUAACACUUAGUAGUGAAGAUAUGAAAAAGGCCUACUGUCAGACUCUUAAUAUGAUGCAACAGUUGUAUAAGGAGUGCAACCUGGUCCAUGCAGAUCUGAGUGAAUACAACAUGCUUUGGCAUGAUGGGAAGGUCUGGCUCAUCGACGUCAGUCAGUCUGUGGAGCCAACCCAUCCUCAUGGACUGGAGUUUUUGUUCAGAGACUGUAGGAACGUUUCACAGUUCUUCCAGAAAGGAGGUGUGGCAGAAGCGCUUAAUGAGCGUGAACUCUUCAAUGCUGUCUCAGGUUUAAAUAUCGCAGCUGACAAUGAAGUAGACUUCCAAGCAGAGAUUGAAGCUUUGGAGAAGAUGAAUGAAGAUCAUGUGCAGAAUCAUGGAAAGAAACUGUCGAUGUUUUCAAGCAAUGGAGACCCACCUAUAUAUGAUGAAUAGCACUGAGUGUGUAGCUGCUAAUGAUACACAAAUUUACUGCUUCUAACUGUGUUGGUGCAGUGGUAAAUGUCAGCUACCAAUGUCACGAGAGUGGUUGACUGGGAGUACCAAAAUGGAAAACACAGCAAGCAUACGGUGAUGCCUCUGUGUCUUUUUUAAACGUAGCCCACACGUCAGGCUGGCACUGUGAGAAUGGACUGUCACUACCUCU
Molecule: messenger RNA, 1689 nt
Organism: Opisthocomus hoazin
Lineage: Eukaryota; Metazoa; Chordata; Aves; Opisthocomiformes; Opisthocomidae
Source: RefSeq, a predicted model, not a curated record